Messenger RNA from Fimicolochytrium jonesii, 734 nucleotides. Its product is annotated as acyl-CoA N-acyltransferase. Gene Ontology annotation, molecular function: acyltransferase activity, transferring groups other than amino-acyl groups. NCBI's taxonomy places the organism in Eukaryota, Fungi, Chytridiomycota, Chytridiomycetes, Spizellomycetales, Powellomycetaceae. The record is from RefSeq and is a predicted model, not a curated record. Bases 1 to 546 code for a protein of 181 amino acids. The transcript has a single exon.
AUGUCCACUCCACCCCCCGCCUCCUCGCCCACCUCCACCUACACAAUCCACCCAACCCCCACCCUCACCCCCGCCGACUCGCACUCCCUCGCCUCCAUCCUCCUCCUCCUCGUCUCGCACGGCCACGCCCUCUCCGUCCCCACCCCGCUCACCCCCCCCACCGCCGCCGCCCUCUUCACCCACGCGCUCACCGACCCAGCCACCACGCUCUACCUCGCCCGCCUCCCGGACGGCACCAUCAUCGGCACGGUCCAACUGCACCUCGCGACGGCGACGAACGCGCAGCAUCGGGCGUGUAUCUCCAAAAUGCUCGUGCAUCCCGAUCACCACGGCCGCGGGGUGGGGCGCGCGUUGUUGGGCGCGGCGGAAGCGGGUGCGAGGGGGGCGGGGAGGACGUUGAUGCAUCUGGAUACGAAUGCGGAGGCGGAGGCGGCGGUCGGGUUGUAUCGCAGGGCCGGGUAUGUCGAGGUGGGGGAUGUGCCGGAUUGGAUUAGGUUGGAGGAUGGGAGGAGGGUUACGUCCAAGUUUUUUUGGAAGGUGCUUUGAUGGGAUGCGAUGGGGGAGAUGCUGGAAAGGAAAGGCGAAACGGGUAGGGAGGCCGUUGGGUGUCUUCCUUGUUUAUUAGAUGGUUUAGAACAAUGCGUAUGACAGACGGUUGGUAUAUCGGACACUCCAAGACGAGUAGAUCUAGACGAUGAUGAAUACAUCCUCAGAUAAAUAAUGGCAACGCCAGC